CUGAGAGAGGUAGAGACCUCAGCUCCAAACUCACUCGCCACUGGUAUUAAAAAGCAAAUCGCUUGGCCAGAUCCUGCAACGGUCGAUUUUGCGAACUCUUGGGUUUGAAUUGGGCCAGGAUCAUUUGCUCCGUUUUUUGCCCUGACCCCGGCACACGCCUCCCCGGACGCUUCCAGCCCCCUGAUUUCAGCCAGCCCUCCGGGACCCCGAAUCUCUGCGCCCCAGGGGAAGCGAGACCUCCCGGGCCUUUCCCCCGUCCCCGGAGUUUGGGCCAACCCCCCUCCCAGCACAACUUUAGCAUGAUGUCUUAUCUCAAGCAACCACCUUACGCCGUCAACGGGCUGAGCCUGACAACCUCGGGCAUGGACUUGCUCCAUCCUUCCGUGGGAUACCCGGCGACCCCUCGGAAGCAGCGGCGGGAGCGCACCACCUUCACCCGGGCGCAGCUGGACGUGCUGGAGGCGCUGUUCGCCAAGACCCGCUACCCGGACAUCUUCAUGCGCGAGGAAGUAGCUCUGAAAAUCAACCUGCCCGAGUCCAGGGUGCAGGUGUGGUUCAAAAACCGCCGGGCCAAGUGCCGCCAGCAGCAGCAGCAGCAGCAGAACGGCGGCCAGAGCAAAGUGCGGCCGGCCAAGAAGAAGAGCUCCCCGGCCCGCGAAGUGAGUUCGGAGAGCGGCACCAGCGGGCAGUUCACCCCGCCCUCCAGCACCUCCGUGCCGGCCAUUUCCAGCAGCAGCGCCCCGGUGUCCAUCUGGAGCCCGGCUUCCAUCUCCCCCCUCUCAGACCCCCUGUCCACCUCCUCUUCUUGCAUGCAGCGAUCCUACCCCAUGACCUACACCCAGGCUUCAGGCUACAGCCAAGGAUACGCUGGCUCAACCUCCUACUUCGGGGGGAUGGACUGUGGAUCUUAUUUGACCCCGAUGCACCACCAGCUUCCUGGACCAGGGGCCACACUCAGCCCUAUGGGCACCAAUGCAGUCACCAGCCACCUCAACCAGUCCCCAGCUUCCCUCUCCACCCAGGGCUAUGGAGCAUCGAGCUUGGGCUUUAACUCAACCACCGAUUGCUUGGAUUAUAAGGACCAAACCGCCUCCUGGAAGCUAAACUUCAAUGCUGACUGCUUGGAUUAUAAAGACCAGACAUCGUCGUGGAAGUUCCAGGUUUUGUGAAGGCCUGUAGGACCCCUUUGUGAUAAGAAUGAAUAUUCCUAAUAAAUAAAUAAUAUUAAACAUGCUGGGCUGAACAUUCCAGUUUUAGUCAGGUCUUGGUUAAAUUAAAGAGAAAAAAACGAAAAAAAAAAGAAUAAAAAAAAAAGAGACAGUUGGUGUAAUCAUACCUAGAUUCACCUCCUGCCCAAAAGCUCUGGAAAGGAAUAAAGAAGAAAUGAAGGAAGAAGGCCUUAAAAGGACAGAUCAUCUACUGAGCAGAAGCAGACAGACCUACCUGUGUUCUUUAUAGUUUUAGCCAACUGUUGGGUUUCUUUGUUUGAAAGGAAUGGCAGAUCAUUCCACCUAUGGGCCAGUUUUAAAAAGAAAGUCUAGGUUUGGUUGUGUUUUUAUUUUCUUCUCCUUUCUUUUGUGUGUGUGUGCGUGUGUGUGGAAAGAUCCUUCACGCAGAGGUUUCCAGCGUGCUAGCCAACCCUUGGUUAAAAAUCUUUGGAAUGGACAGCAUCUCUCGCUCUCUUUCUCUCUCUCAAGCUCAUUCAACUGUUUCAUGCCCAACUUGCUAGUUGGCACUGACAGACCUUGGUUCAGGGUUGUGUGGGUUGUGUGACUGAUUGUCCUAGCUGCACUAUUUUAUUUAAAAUAAAAAGAAGAACAAAUGUUCAUAAGGAGUCAAUAUGUAGUUUUUAAGAGACAAUCAGUGUGUGUCUUAUAUAAAUGGUACAUCUGUGGUUUUUAAUCUGUGCUAGACUUCAAAAACUGUGAUCUCCUGUAUUGUAUGCAAUUGUGAACUCCUCCCCAGCAGGGGUUCUGCUGUGAUUUAAAUAGGUUAUAAUUAUAAGUGAAAUUCAGAGCAACUGAGUUACCUAGUAUCAUCUUUUUUAAAAAAACAACAACAAAUAACUAAAAAGAUCGCCUUUCACCACAGGUGAACUGUACUGAAACUUUUUACAACAAACUGUCUCUGAAUGAAAGAGAAGAAAAACACACAAGGACACUAAACUCACCUGUAGUAACUUACUGCUGGCCAAGCCGGCAGUAGAAAUAAAACAGGACCUUGGUCAAUUGCUCUGACCCGGAUGAAUUUACACGGAGAAAUUCAUUGUCGUUUAUGCUUGCAGAUGUUAAUUGAGAAAAAAAAGAUAUAUAUGCAUAAACCUUUUUUCCCCUGGAUUUGGCAGAUAUGUAUAAUUAUAUUAAAAUGGUUCUAGCACAAUU
Messenger RNA from Mauremys reevesii (Reeves's turtle), 2381 nucleotides. It is a transcript of the gene OTX2, whose product is annotated as orthodenticle homeobox 2. The coding region runs from base 300 to 1169 and encodes 289 amino acids. Gene Ontology annotation, biological process: regulation of transcription by RNA polymerase II; multicellular organism development. The record is from RefSeq and is a predicted model, not a curated record. Gene Ontology annotation, molecular function: RNA polymerase II cis-regulatory region sequence-specific DNA binding; DNA-binding transcription factor activity, RNA polymerase II-specific. Gene Ontology annotation, cellular component: nucleus. NCBI's taxonomy places the organism in Eukaryota, Metazoa, Chordata, Testudines, Geoemydidae. The transcript is spliced from 5 exons.